Drosophila gunungcola (fruit fly) is the source of this 5016-nucleotide messenger RNA. RefSeq names its product dual specificity protein phosphatase CDC14A (gene cdc14). Gene Ontology annotation, molecular function: protein serine/threonine phosphatase activity; protein tyrosine/serine/threonine phosphatase activity. The transcript is spliced from 7 exons. The record is from RefSeq and is a predicted model, not a curated record. NCBI's taxonomy places the organism in Eukaryota, Metazoa, Arthropoda, Insecta, Diptera, Drosophilidae. Gene Ontology annotation, biological process: regulation of exit from mitosis; positive regulation of cytokinesis; protein dephosphorylation. Gene Ontology annotation, cellular component: mitotic spindle; centrosome; kinociliary basal body. Bases 565 to 3840 code for a protein of 1091 amino acids.
AUGGGGAGCAUCGCGCUCAUAACGCUCCCAAAUUCCAACAGCUCCAGUCGUUCCAACUGAGCUCCACUCAAAGUAUCCAAAAAUACAUAAAUCGCCGGGAAAAAAUAUAAAACCCAAUGGUUCAAAAAACUAGUGCAAUUAUAAUGUUUUGGAGUUAACUUGUAUAAAAGCUUUUUCUCGGUCGCUGAUGUGUUUAUUUAUUUCUUUUUCGUUACGAUAUUUAAAUAAAAGAAAAGUGUAAAAGCUCGCGUUGAGAAUGUUGUUAACUUAACAUACGAGACAGACAAAUACAAAAUUCGAUGUGGAAUAUUCGUUGACAAAAUUUUCGAAAACAGUACAAAAAAAUAAAAAAUAAUAUCCUAUAAAAAGUGUUAAUUUAAUCAAAAUUGUAUAGUGUUAUGCAGAGUGUGGUGUGGGUGUUCCUAGCUGGUGCUGCUGUUGCUACUUUGCUUCUCUUUUCUCCCGAUUCGUCAAUAUCCAUCCAACAAUAAUAACUUAGUCGCCAAACAGUCGUCGUCGUCGUUUUCUCCGUGCUCCCGUGUUUCCGUAGCCUGGUUGUCUGCCAUGAUGUUGGACGAUGACAACUCGGAUCUGUUGGUCUGUGCAUCUGAGAUGCAGGAAGACCGUUUAUAUUUUGUGGCCUUCAAGAAGAACAUCAAGCCAAAGAACACGAUAAAUACGCACUACUUUAGCAUCGAUGAGGAGUUUAUCUACGAGAAUUUCUACAACGAUUUUGGGCCUUUGAACAUCUGCAUGUUGUACAGAUACUGCAUGAAACUGAACACUAAGCUGAACGCCAAGUGCCAUGCCAACAAAAAGAUAGUCCACUACACCUCUAUGAAUCCGGCCAAGCGACUCAAUGCGGCCUACCUGAUUGGUUCGUAUGCAAUCAUCUACCUAAACAAAACGCCCCAGGAGGCGUAUCGGCCGCUGGUCGCUGGCGAGAUUCCCCCCUACACGCGAUUCUGUGAUGCCAGCUACGGACCCAGCAAUUUCAAGAUUUCACUGCUGGAUUGCCUGAAUGCUGUGCACAAGGGUUUGCAGGCGGGAUUCUUCAAUUUCAACGACUUCGAUGCUGAGGAAUACGAGCAAUUCGAGCGCGUGGAGAAUGGUGAUUUCAACUGGAUCGUGCCGCAGAAGUUUAUAGCGUUUUGCGGACCUCAUCAGAAGAGCAAGACAUUGCCGAAUGGUUAUCCGUGCCAUGCACCCGAACGCUACUUUAGUUAUUUUCGGGAAAACAAUGUCACGACCGUGAUUCGGCUGAAUGCCAAAGUCUAUCAUGCUUCCUCCUUUGAGAACGCUGGCUUCGAUCACAAGGAUCUGUUUUUCAUCGAUGGCAGUACGCCAAGUGAUGCCAUAAUGAAGAAGUUCCUCUCCAUCUGCGAAACGACCAAGGGAGCAAUUGCAGUCCAUUGUAAAGCGGGCUUGGGACGCACGGGCAGCCUGAUAGGAGCGUACAUUAUGAAGCACUACGGGUUCACUGCCCUCGAGUCGAUUGCCUGGUUGAGGCUCUGCCGACCGGGCUCGGUCAUAGGCCAUCAACAGCAGUGGAUGGAGGACAAACAAAGCUGGCUGUGGUCGGAGGGCGAACGAAUGCGCCGGCGCACUACACUCCCCAUUCUUCGGCACACGUAUGGGAUCAACAGCCUGGAGCUGAAAACCAAACUGGGCUCAGUUGCCUCCGAUUCAGCGGAGCACGUGGAUCUGCUUCUGACCCGCGUGAAAGGAAUUUCCCAACGCGUGGAUACGAUGCACUUGCACGACCAGGACAACUUGGAUGCUGCUUGUGUAGAUCCAACGGAUGAGGAGAUCAACGAACAGCAGCGAUUGGAGCGGGACGAGCGAGCCCUGUACCAAUCCACAGAGGAUCCCAAUUGCAACGGAAGCGAUGACAACGAUACGGACACAAUCAGUGCACCAGCGGAGCAGCCGCUGUCCUCCGGCUAUACAAUAUCCACACGUCGCAGGAAAUCGCCAUCGGGCGCAAAUAAACCCACAGUUAUAGCCACAUCCCUGAGGCGUCUGGUUAAUCCUAAUGCCAAUCGAAGUGGAUUGAGUACUGCUUCUGGAGUUUAUCCCGCCGCCGAGGUGGCCAGCUGCACGGAGAAGAAGUUGCGCAAGCCAAGUGUAAACGUCUUCGAGGCAGCGCGUCACACCAUUGCCUCCACCGUCAGGAUGACGCAAACGGCGCUGGAGAAGAAGCAGGCGCAGACGCAGGGCGACAAGCUGAACCAGAUUAAGGCGCUGAGGAGGCACCACUCGCGAUCAGUCAACGUGAACAGCAACAGCGAGCAGGAAUCGAAUGUGCGGCAUACGAGAGCUCGAUCUCAGCCCUUCCGGAAUAAUAACAACGGAGUGGUGGGGAAUCCAGCGAUGGCAACUAUGAGGGCGGGACAACCCACUUCCUCCUGUUUGCCAACAAGCACAGCGGCAGAAGCACUUUUAGCCAAUAAUCUCAACAACAACAACAACAACAAUGGCAGCGGUAUCGGGACAAGCAGCAAUAACAACAACAACAACAACAAUAAUCUAAGCAAUUCCCUAAAUAACUUUAACAACAACAACAAUACCACUAACAAUAUUUUGGCCAGUUCAGGGAGCAGUCGCACCCGAAGUCUGGCGAUAUAUAGCAAAAGAAUGGAACUGAAGCACUUGCGAAAGGCGGAACAGCAGCAUCAGCAGCAGGUGCAGGUGCAGGUGCAGGUGCAUCAGGAGCCACCGAUGCUGCCGGUGGAAAAGCAGCUUCUCCGGCCAUAUGCCACCAUUAACGAGAGUAAGAUACCCGUGGUGUCCGGUGGCAAUGGUGGUGGUGGUGGUGGUGCCGGCAGCUCGGCCACCAUUCCACCCACUAGGGGCAGUGCCGCGCGCACCUCCCAUCACCACAUGACCCUCCGGGGAAGAUCCCGGAUCCGUUACCAGCGACCCAAUGCCGGUGAACCGGCUCCGGCAGCGGCCCAAACCCAACCGUGCACGGUGGCCACGGCUCGUUACUAUCGGGACGUAUCGGCCAUACCCACAAUGGGUGUUCUGGGUGGUGGUGGCGGUGGUGGUGGUGCUGCUGCCGGUGGGUCGUCCUCUUCUUCUGCUGCCUCCUUUAACAUUGCCACACGCUCCGCAUCCGCCACGCUCGAUCUCAACUCCAAUCCGUUGCCGAAAACCAAGUUAACCAGCCUCAACAAUAAUCCAACAAUUACCACACCUCCUUCCUCCUCCAAUCCCGCAGACACAAGCCGUCUUAGUGGGCGUGGCAGUGCCGAAUUGCAGGCGAUCAUCGAGCACGGCCUGGUAGCGGCGGCGGCGGCGGCGGCCGGUUCGGCCAAGCGGAACAAGCGAUCGCUGAGCUCCACGCGACUGGACAAGGACAAGAGCGACGAGUACAACACGAAGCUGUUGAGGAAGACAGCGGCCGCCGCGGCAGCAGCGGCGUCCACAGCGGCGGCCUCAUCGGGAGCAACUGCAGCAACGGCAGCCACCAGCGGUUCCAUCCAUCCAUCGCACGUCCACUCCUCCGCCAGCAGCAACAUGAACAACAAUUGCAAGUACAACAGCUGCAGCAGCAGCAACAGCGGCAGCUUCAAGCUUUCCCGUCGCCUAUUUGGGGAAUCGGGAUCCUCGGCCUCGACUUCCGCCUCGAAUUCGGGGAUUCCCACGCCCACGGCACCGCCAUCCUCCAGUCAAUGGCACCAGCACCAGCACCAGCAGCAGCACCAGCAUCAGCAUCAGCACCUGGCUCGCGGCGUCAGUCGAGUGUCCAGCGAAAGGGAUCGGGAUCGGGAGCGACAGCAGCCUCUGGAUCACCAGCAAUCAAAUUUAAAACUGCGGAAGAAGAUCAGCUACUGAGCACAGUUAUCCCUGCUCUCGCAUUAGUUUUGUAGAUAUUUUUUGGACUAGUAAAUUGUUCGUUGCUCAUCAAGACAACCACGAUUUCUUACGGGAGUGGCAAAUGCAAUGCUUCUUUUGUUAACUAUUUCAAUGCAAUCAAAUUUGAUGAUUGAUUAGAACAAAUUUAAUUUAGUUUUAAGCAUUAUCUCAUUUAUAUUCUUACAUUUUUGUAGGCAAUUUUUUGAAAUUGUUAUGUAAGCCCUAUCAAAAUUGUUAUAUUAAAUUGGCUAAGAAUGUGUAAAAAAUUCUUUUCCAUUUUUCAAGUAAGUAGGGUCUAAUUCAAAGGUCGGUUUUGGCUAUUUUACAAAAGUGGUAUAUACACUAGACAUAUAGAAAUUUGGAAUAAUAUUUUACUUUUAAAUAAUAAAAAAAUGUUAAAUUAUAAGAUACAAAUUUUGCUUAAAUUUGCAUAUAAUUUGAUUUGUUCCUUGACCAUUUAAAAUGAUUCUGCGGAAUUUAUAAAGGGGUCACACAUUGUAUUUAUUUAACAUAAUAAUAAUUUAACAAAAAGAAAAUAGUUACUUUUAGUACCAUUAAUAUUACAGCUUUUAUUCCUAUAAAAAUGUUAAUUUUGUAUAAAAAACAAUCAAAAUCAUUUUUUUGUUUAGUGGGUAGAGUUACCAACGACAAUUGAAUUGAAGCUAUUGUAAAAUUGUAAUAAAAUCUUUUUUAAAUAUGUACAAUCAAUUUGGAAACCAUACUUUUUAGUCAACUAUUUCAAUUAUUUAAAUAUAACUGAAAAUUGUAAAGAAAAAGUACACCAAAAAAGAAUUAUAGACUCCUCAAUGGAAUUACAAUACAAGCAAAUGAAUUUGACCAGUUUUAAAUUACGGGGAAUCACCAAUCUCGAAAUUUGGUUAAAGUGCCAUUUUUUUUACACCUUCCCUUUUAAGCGAGUCGCAACGCUUUAAUCUAUUUUGCCUUAUUAUUGUUGUACUAAGUUUACCAGAAGACCUUGAAUAAAUCACUUUCAUGUUUUACACCCUCAUAAUUGAUUGGGAGAUUGUAUUACCCAAAUAGAUCGUAAGUUACAAACAAAUAUGUGCAUUAUCUGAACUUGUUUAGUGUGUAAAUACGAGACAGUUUACUUGUUUGUAAGCCUACCUAGUUAAAAAUAAAUGUUAUAUACAUAUG